Molecule: messenger RNA, 320 nt
Organism: Antrostomus carolinensis (chuck-will's-widow)
Lineage: Eukaryota; Metazoa; Chordata; Aves; Caprimulgiformes; Caprimulgidae
Product: BDNF/NT-3 growth factors receptor-like
Exons: 2
Biological process (GO): protein phosphorylation
Molecular function (GO): ATP binding; protein kinase activity
Source: RefSeq, a predicted model, not a curated record
GUCCUUCUUCAGUUAUCAGCAAUGACGACGAUUCUGCCAGUCCCCUCCACCAUAUCUCAAAUGGCAGUAACACUCCAUCUUCUUCUGAAGGCGGUCCUGACGCAGUCAUCAUUGGGAUGACAAAGAUUCCUGUCAUCGAAAAUCCCCAGUAUUUUGGAAUUACCAACAGUCAGCUCAAGCCGGACACCUUUGUGCAGCACAUCAAACGCCACAAUAUUGUUCUCAAAAGAGAACUGGGAGAAGGAGCCUUUGGGAAAGUCUUUCUGGCGGAAUGCUAUAACCUCUGUCCCGAGCAGGACAAGAUCUUGGUGGCAGUGAAG